AUGACUCAAAAGCAAUGUUCUGAAAACCGGACCGGACCGGCCGGUUCGACCGGUUCAACCGUGAACCGGAGACAUAAACGAAGUGCAGAACACGCUUGGCCUCAACCAGGGAAAAAUCCUAGCCGCCACCACCGCCGCAGGGAGGAGCCGUGUUUGCCGCCGUCCAUCGCAGUCAGGGGCUUGUCUCCUCGAGUCUUCGUGCGUCACAGUCAAGGGAGUUCUCCAAGUCUUCGAUCUGUUCGCAGUAACCAGUCGCAGGUGCACUGCUUCUUCCUUGAGCUCGGCCGCCGUCGUGUUGUCGCCGUUGUUUGUCGCUGUUGUUUGUCGCCAUCUGUAGCAGUCAGGGGUUUGUCACCAAGGAGUCUCUCUUCGUCUGUUGGCAUUAUCCAAGUCAAACCCCCUGUUCGCUGUCUUUUUCCUCGCUCGGCGCCCAUCCUCCAUCGGAUUCGUCCUGCUUGCCGUCGUCUUGUCGCCGUCGCCCUCUCGAAGGUUGAACUUCCGAGGUUGGUGGAAAUGGAAGCUCUAACAUUUUUGUCAAGCUGAAUAUGCAAUCUUCUGCACCAAAUUGUGGGAGACAUUAAUGGGCAAGUGGGGCUGCACCAAUUAGAUUCAAUACAUCUAAUGUGAUCAAGUGGAAGGAAGCAAAACUGCAAAACAAAACCAGGGGUUGCAAAAUACAAAAAUAAAUUGAAGGUAGCUGGUAUACAUUUAGUUUGAUCAAUGCUGAUUUACUGAUUUACUGAUUACUGAUUUACUGAUUUGAGGUUAGUGAAAAGUUGAGUCUGUGUUACUCUUUUAGGGAUUUGAGGUUGAAUUUGUGAUUUGUGAUUUCUUGGGUCUUUUGUAAUGCUGCUGAUUUGAGUUUGAAAUUUGUGAUUAUUGAUUGUGGCUUGUUAAGCUGCUGUUGUUAACUUGUUAUGCACUUAUACUGCUGUUUUGUUAUGAAAUUAUGGCACUGAGUGUUUUGAAUUUUGAAUUUGUGAUUUGUGAUUUAUGAUUUUGUUAUGCUGCUGUUUUGAAUUAAUUUAGGGGUGAUUAUUUGUUAUGCUACUGUUUUGAAUUAAUUUAGGAGUGAUUAAUGAUUAUUUCUAGUUGUAUUGUUGCUGUUUGCACCAUUGCUCUUUUCACUAUUUAACUUUGUAUUUUGAUAAGAUCAUAUGGAUUUGGUUGAUAUUUCAUAUAAUGUUUUAAAUUUGGAAGAUAUUUAAGAUUUAUAUUAGACUAUAAUUAUAUU
Molecule: messenger RNA, 1234 nt
Organism: Arachis duranensis
Lineage: Eukaryota; Viridiplantae; Streptophyta; Magnoliopsida; Fabales; Fabaceae
Exons: 3
Coding region: 1-543 (180 amino acids)
Source: RefSeq, a predicted model, not a curated record